Molecule: messenger RNA, 2110 nt
Organism: Empidonax traillii (willow flycatcher)
Lineage: Eukaryota; Metazoa; Chordata; Aves; Passeriformes; Tyrannidae
Gene: LRRC4
Product: leucine rich repeat containing 4
Exons: 2
Biological process (GO): excitatory synapse assembly; synaptic membrane adhesion; modulation of chemical synaptic transmission
Cellular component (GO): plasma membrane; postsynaptic density membrane; glutamatergic synapse
Molecular function (GO): protein binding
Source: RefSeq, a predicted model, not a curated record
AACACCCGCUAUCUCAACCUCAUGGAGAACAACAUCCAGAUGAUCCAGGCGGACACGUUCCGCCACCUGCACCACCUGGAGGUCCUGCAGCUGGGCAGGAACGCCAUCCGGCAGAUCGAGGUGGGGGCCUUCAACGGCCUGGCCAGCCUCAACACCCUGGAGCUCUUCGACAACUGGCUCACCGUCAUCCCCAGCGGGGCCUUCGAGUACCUGUCCAAGCUGCGGGAGCUGUGGCUGCGCAACAACCCCAUCGAGAGCAUCCCCUCGUACGCCUUCAACCGCGUGCCCUCCCUCAUGCGCCUCGACCUGGGCGAGCUCAAGAAGCUGGAGUACAUCUCCGAGGGGGCUUUCGAGGGCCUGUACAACCUCAAGUACCUCAACCUGGGGAUGUGCAACAUUAAGGACAUGCCCAACCUGACGCCCCUGGUGGGGCUAGAGGAGCUGGAGAUGUCGGGCAAUAACUUCCCCGAGAUCAAGCCGGGCUCCUUCCACGGGCUCAAAUCCCUCAAAAAGCUCUGGAUUAUGAACUCGCAGAUCAACCUGAUCGAGCGCAACGCCUUCGACGACCUGACGGCGCUGGUGGAGCUCAACCUGGCCCACAACAACCUGUCCUCCCUGCCCCACGACCUCUUCGCCCCGCUGCGGUACCUGGUGGAGCUCCACCUGCACCACAACCCCUGGGACUGCGACUGCGACAUCCUCUGGCUGUCGUGGUGGCUGCGGGAGUACAUCCCCACCAACUCCACCUGCUGCGGGCGCUGCCAUGCCCCGCUGCACAUGCGGGGCAGGUUCCUGGUGGAGGUGGACCAGACCUCCUUCCAGUGCUCGGCGCCCUUCAUCAUGGACGCCCCCAUGGACCUCAACAUCUCGGAGGGGCGCGUGGCCGAGCUCAAGUGCCGCACGCCCUCCAUGUCGUCGGUGCGGUGGCUGCUGCCCAACGGGACGGUGCUGAGCCACGCGUCCAGCCACCCGCGCAUCUCCGUGCUCAACGACGGCACCCUCAACUUCUCCCACGUCCUGCUGACGGACACCGGGGUCUACACCUGCAUGGUGACCAACGUGGCGGGCAACUCCAACGCCUCGGCGUACCUCAACGUGAGCACGGCCGAGCUCAACACCUCCAACUACAGCUUCUUCACCACCGUCACGGUGGAGACCACCGAGAUCUCCCCGGAGGACAUCUCCCCCAAGUUCACCAAGCCCGUGCCCACCACCUCGACGGGCUACCAGCCGGCCUACACCACCACCACCACCGUCCUGGUGCAGACCACGCGGACGCCCAAGCAGGUGGCCGUGCCCACCGCCGACGCCGGCGACAAGCUGCAGACCAGCCUGGACGAGGUGAUGAAGACCACCAAGAUCAUCAUCGGCUGCUUCGUGGCGGUGACGCUCCUGGCCGCGGCCAUGCUCAUCGUCUUCUACAAGCUCCGCAAGCGGCACCAGCAGCGCAGCACCGUGACGGCCGCGCGCACCGUGGAGAUCAUCCAGGUGGACGAGGACAUCGCGCCCGCCGCCGCCGCCGCCGCGCCCGCCGCCUCGCCCGCCGGCGUGGCCGGGGAGGGGGCCGUGGUGCUGCCCAACAUCCACGACCACAUCAACUACAACACCUACAAGGCGGGACACGGGGCCCACUGGACAGAGAACGCGCUGGGCAACUCGCUGCACCCCCCGGGGACCACCCUGGCCGACCCCUAUUUAAUCCAGACCCACACCAAGGAGAAAGUUCAGGAAACCCAGAUAUGACUCUUUUUUUGGGGGCUUUUUCCUUCUUUUUUUUUUUUUUGGGGGGUUGUUUCCCCACCGCCCACCCCGGAAUUAUUAUAAACGCAAUAGAUGCACAAAAGCAGAACUCCAAAUAUAAGGAAAAGCAGGAAAAUUCCUCAACUAUAAGGAAAAAACAGGAAAAUUCCUCAAUAACAGACACAACUUUUGUACAGGGGGGGGAGAGACUCUUUUUCGUGUACAUGCUUCUAUAGCCGACCUCGGGGCCGAGAAGAGCAGCAGAUUAUAUUAAAAUUUAACGAAACCCACCCAAAACUCCUACAAAAAAACCACUAUUUUCUAACUCGCAGGUUCUAUUUAAACAAACAAAAACCAGGAGAAACAGAGA